This is a messenger RNA of Aspergillus sclerotioniger CBS 115572, 844 nucleotides long. RefSeq lists its product as uncharacterized. The transcript has a single exon. The record is from RefSeq and is a predicted model, not a curated record. NCBI's taxonomy places the organism in Eukaryota, Fungi, Ascomycota, Eurotiomycetes, Eurotiales, Aspergillaceae. The coding region runs from base 332 to 844 and encodes 170 amino acids.
CGCGUCCCCGAGUGCGCGGAAGAAGGUUCCUCCGGACCAUCCAGCAUAUCAGCCAUAUCCAUACCAUCAAUACCGGUCUUGACGGCUCCAAGCAUAUCAGCGUCACUCCUAGAGAUACGAUUGCCCGGUUCCCCGCAAGCCUGGCCCCACCGUGACGCCGCGGCAGGCCCGUUAGCAAGUGGACCUGCCAUCCCCCCUAAUCACCCGGAGCGAGUCCCGGCAGCGCCUACUCAGAUAAAGACGAAGCACAGCAUGCUCAGCACGUAUCCCAGAAGGUCUGAGAACCCCGAGGGCCCUCCGCCCCAUACCGCUCUUCUCAGCUUUGGAAUUCAUGACUUCGCAAACAUCGAGAAUUACGUAUCUCUACGAGUCAGCAUUCAACUCUACGAUAUCAGACUUACCUCUACACCGGCCCCACGCACCGUGGUCUGCCAUCCACGGCUUCUCCCCAGUCGCGUACCCCAACCCGAUGACCUUAGACCCACUGCCGGCACUUAAAUCAGAGGAUGCCUACCAGUUCCCGACGAAAGGAGAAACGGGCAGCCUGACGUGCAGCUCAAGCGGCGGGAGCAGCUUCGAGCCAACCGUCUACCCGAUGGGCUACUUUUCAGAGGAUGAGCAGCGACCUGUUACCGCCCGGGACCCUGAACCCCGGGAAGACUUGAUCCUAGCCCUGAUCAUGAUCACGAGGCAUCGAAUAGGUCAGGCAGUGAUCGUUGCUGACAACCAGACGGCUCAACGAGCUCUGCAAUACCCUGGCAGGCAGUCGGGACAAUAUCUCCGGGAGGUGAUUAUAGCAGCUCCGAAUAAAGCAAUGGAUGAGGGACUCACGGUGCGCUUCUGA